Molecule: messenger RNA, 1741 nt
Organism: Molossus molossus (Pallas's mastiff bat)
Lineage: Eukaryota; Metazoa; Chordata; Mammalia; Chiroptera; Molossidae
Gene: SLC22A7
Product: solute carrier family 22 member 7
Exons: 10
Coding region: 101-1741 (546 amino acids)
Biological process (GO): transmembrane transport
Cellular component (GO): membrane
Molecular function (GO): transmembrane transporter activity
Source: RefSeq, a predicted model, not a curated record
CUCCUGCCUCCAGAGUCCAAGGGUCCAUGUGGUGGGUGGACUGAGCUGUGCUGAGUAGGAGAGAGGGAGUCCACACUGGGGACAAUUAUUGACGGGUGGCAUGGGAUUCGAAGAGCUGCUAGAUCAGGUGGGUGGCUUUGGGCCCUUCCAGCUGCGGAAUGUGGCCCUGCUGGCCCUGCCCCGAAUACUGCUGCCCAUGAACUUCCUCCUGCCCAUCUUCCUGACUGCUGUGCCUGCCCACCGCUGUGCCUUGCCUGGUAUCCCUGCCAACUUCAGCCACCAGGACACAUGGCUGGAGGCCUACCUUCCUCGGGAGCCCGAUGGCAUGCUCAGCUCCUGCCGCCGUUUCACCUACCCCCAGGCCCUCCCCAACACUACAUUAGUUGGAGAAGGGCACAGUCCUGGGGAGCUGCAGGGUGAGCAAUCCACAGAGCCCUGCCCUCAAGGCUGGGAGUACGACCACUCAGAGUUCUCCUCCACCACUGCAACUGAGUGGGACCUGGUGUGUGAGCAGAAAGGCCUGAACAAAGCCAUUUCCACCUUCUUCUUCGUCGGUGUGCUGGUGGGGGCUGUGGCCUUCGGAUACCUGUCUGACAGGUUUGGGCGGCGCCGUCUGCUGCUGGUGGCUUAUGUCAGCGCCCUGGUGAUGGGCUUAGCAUCUGCAGCCUCAGUCAACUACAUCAUGUUUGUCAUCACUCGCACCCUCACUGGUACAGCCCUGGCUGGCUUCACCAUCAUCGUGAUGCCGCUGGAGUUGGAGUGGCUGGACGUGGGACACCGCACCGUGGCAGGUGUCCUGAGCAGCACCUUCUGGACAGGGGGCGUGAUGCUGCUGGCGCUGGUCGGGUACCUGAUACGGGACUGGCGAUGGCUUCUGCUGGUUGUCACCCUGCCUUGUGUCCCAGGCAUCCUCAGCCUCUGGUGGGUGCCUGAGUCUGCACGCUGGCUUCUAACUCAGGGCCGUGUGGAGGAGGCCCACAGGUACCUGCUCUGCUGUGCCAGGCUCAAUGGGCGGCCUGUGGGUGCGGAUGGCCUGAGCCUGGAGGCCCUGAGCAAAGUGGCAGCUGCAGAGCAGGUGGUUCGGAGACCGUCCUACCUAGACCUGUUUCGAACACCGCGGCUCCGACACAUCUCACUGUGCUGCAUGGUGAUGUGGUUUGGAGUGAACUUCUCCUAUUACGGCCUGAGCCUGGACGUGUCAGGACUGGGGCUGAACGUGUACCAGACGCAACUGCUGUUUGGGGCUGUGGAGAUGCCCUCCAAGCUGCUGGUCUAUCUGUCGGUGCGCCACGCUGGUCGCCGCCUCACACAGGCAGGAACGCUGCUGGGCAGUGGCCUCUGCUUCGGCCUCAGGCUGCUGGUGUCCACCGAGAUGGUGUCCUGGAGCACCGCCCUGGCAGUGAUGGGGAAAGGUUUUUCUGAAGCUGCCUUCACCACUGCCUACCUGUUCACCUCGGAGUUGUACCCUACCGUGCUCAGACAGACAGGGAUGGGGCUGACUGCACUGGUGGGCCGGCUGGGCGGCUCUUUGGCCCCAUUGGCAGCCUUGCUGGAUGGAGUAUGGUUGUCACUGCCCAAGCUCACUUAUGGGGGGACUGCCCUACUGGCUGCCUGCACUGCUCUCCUGCUGCCAGAGACAAGGCGGGCACAACUGCCAGAGACCAUCGAAGACGUGGAGAGGAAGAGUGCUCCAUCCAGCCUUCAGGAGGAACGGAUGCCCAUGAAGCAGGUCCACGACUGA